Messenger RNA from Stereum hirsutum FP-91666 SS1, 2214 nucleotides. RefSeq lists its product as uncharacterized. Lineage: Eukaryota; Fungi; Basidiomycota; Agaricomycetes; Russulales; Stereaceae. The record is from RefSeq and is a predicted model, not a curated record. The transcript has a single exon. The coding region runs from base 1 to 2214 and encodes 737 amino acids.
AUGUCUGACUACGACGAACCCGCUAGUCCGUCCAAACUCACCUUCCCCACAUCCGCUCUACGCGACGAGGUGAACCCGAGGCCACCACUACUAGCUCCCCCUGGCCCGCACGUAUACAACUCCCACCCCACCGCGCCCACCGUCCCCACCGUCGUCGCAUCGACUUCGAACGCCACAAACGGUGGCGCCACCACACCCAACAUCCAGUACCACGCAGGCAUACCCCCCCACUUCCGCAGUGGCCCCACCGAAUUCGUCUAUGCACACAACCAGCACAAGAAGCAACUGCCCUAUCCAACCUGGGACGACGAUGUCGCGCGCCACCCUGUUGCCUCGGGUUCGACGGGGAAGGCGUGGGCGCAGCCCAGGGGUAAGGGUAAGGGUAGGGCGACGAAGGCGACGAAGCCUAGGGACCCAGCAGUGCUCGCGGCCGCGGCAGAGAAGAGGAGGCUUGCGAAGGUGGCAGCGAUGGAGAAGGCGAAGGCGGGUGCAACGCGGAAGAGUUCGAGGAUUAAGGAUAAGAGGAAUGGCGGGGACGCGAACGGGGAUGUUGAGGUUCCAGUCGCGCAGGAUGUGGAGAUGGAGGUGGUGGUGGAGGCGGCCGCGGAGGAGGAGGAGGUGGUGGUAGCACCGGAGCCGCAGGCUGCCCCCGCACCACCAGCUCGUGCGUCGAGGAGGAACAAGCGCAAGGCUGCUGAGGACGAGCCUCGCACGCAGCCAGCGAAACGGACUCGGAAGGGUAAGAAGAUUGAGGCUCCCGUCGUCGACCCCACUCCCGAGGUCGUUCUCACCACAGCCCCCACCCCAGCCUCUUCACCCGCCCCCGACAUCCACAUCGAAGGCCCGACUCCGGGCUCUUCCUUCAUCUACAACGCUACACCCUCUGCGCCCAUCGACCCCUCUCUCCUCGUCGUCCCAUCCUCAUCUCGCAAACGUCGCCGGACGACAUCCCCUGCUGUCGACUCAAACCCCACUCUCCUCAGCCCUCAUGCGCCCCCGCCGAAACGUGCGCGUACGACAUUGUUCGCGACACGUCCCCGGACGGCAUCGCCUCCGAAAGGUCGUCGGACGGCGUCUCCUGCUCGUGGACACGUACGCUCUUCGAGCAACGAGAGUGUCGCGGCGCUCGCGACCGGGGAGAGCGACGCGACUCUGGCUGUGGCUGUGGCGGUGGCGAGUGGGAGCGGGAGUGGCAAUGGGACCGGCGAGAGCGACGCGACGGCGAUCGGGUCGCCUGUGGUCAAGGUGGAUAAGGGCAAGGGGAGGGCUUUGGAACCCGAAUUCGAUGAGGACGAACCGGAGGACGAGGACGAUGUCGAUGGUGACGAGACGGACGACGACGACGACGACGACGACGAGAAAGUGAGGCAUAAAUAUACCGCGACCACUCGUCCUUCGCCGAAUGGAGGACUGCCGACCAUUGUAAUCAUCCGUAGGCCCGCAUCGACGUCAGCAACAGCACCAGCACCUGUCGCAUUACAACCCCAACCCCAGUACCCAACGUUCAAGGAGCUACUCGCCGCUGAAAGGGCUGCCGAGGCCGCAUCAGCAUCAGCAUCAGCACCCGCACCCGCCGCGUCCCACUCUCCCUCCCACUCUCCCUCACCCGCGCCCUCGUUCGCGGGCCUGUAUGCUCUUGUUGAGGCCGCAGAAGUCCUGGAACGGGCGUCUGCGUCUCCACAGGCAGGACCGUCGACCCUCGCUCUUCCCGGCCCUUCUACCCUUCCCACUCCCCCACCCUCCCAUUCUCUUCCUCAACCCCUUCCCGAAGUCGAACCCGAAGCCGGACCCUCGACUUCUCACCCGUCCUCUCCAGCUCCACCUCUCUCUACGGAUUGGACCCUCACCUUUCCUGUUUGCGAGACGCGGGAAGAGAAGGCCGGGAUAAUCGAGGCCGCCACCGCCGCUGAGGCUGCUGCUGAAGUCGAGAAGGCCAGGAAGUCGAAGGGGAAGGGGAAGGCUCCCGCCGAACCUAAGCGCGUUUCGAAGAGGAAACGUGUAGCUGAGCCGGAGCCGGAGGUCACUGUCAUUGAUGUCGACGAGGAGGCGAUGGACGUCGACGUUGUGGGCGAUGCUCAGCCCAAGCCUGAGGUGGAGGAGCCACGGGCGAAGCGGACGAGGGUGAAGAGUGAGAAGGCGAAGUUGGUUGAGGCUGUCGAGAAGACUGGGGGUAAGGCGGUGAAGCCGAAGAGGCGUGCGACGAAGAGGAAGUAG